AUGAUGGCUACGAAUACAGGCAAUUGGAGUCUGUUGCUUGCUGACAAAGUGGUCUUUUUGACCGGUGGCGCUGGGUAUGUUGCACAACAUAUUGCUCAAACAUGUUAUGCUCACGGUGCUUUUGUGGUUCUGGGUGAUUUGAACAUUGAAGCAAUUAAUAAAGUCAAGGACGAAAUUCUUGCCUCUGACGAUAGCAACAAUAAAGAUCGGAUACUGACUGUUCCCCUUGAUGUUACUGACGAACGAAGUAUUGAACAAGCUGUGAAAUUAACACUAGACAAGUGGAAAACGAUCAAUGUUCUAUUUAACACUGCCGCCAUGUUUCUAACGGCCGAUGUUGAACACGCCUCAUCUGAUGACUGGUCUCGAGUGUUCGAUGUGAAUGUGCGUGGUUAUGCUCUUGUGGCUAAACAUGUUUCACCAAUACUCAAGAAACAAGGUAGCGGCUCAAUUGUCAACAUUGCUAGUAUCAGUGGUAUGGUUGCUCUCUCUCCUUACGUUCUGUACUCAACGAGCAAAGGUGCUGUUAUUCAAAUGACACGAAAUCUUGCACUUGAUUUGGGUUCAUUCAACAUUCGAGUCAAUUCAGUGAGUCCAGGUUAUAUCGAUUCGCCUACAAUCGAUCGAAUCGCCAAAGACUCUGGCACGAGCAAAGGUCAGUUGGAAGACAAAGUUAUCAAAAACAGCUGUCUAAAGCGAAUGUGUCAAGCACAAGAAAUUGCUAAUAUGAUGGUCUUCUUAGCUUCUGAUCUAUGUCCAUUUAUCACCGGAGCUAAUCUAGUCGUUGAUGGUGGAUACACUACUAUUUAA
Molecule: messenger RNA, 810 nt
Organism: Rotaria sordida
Lineage: Eukaryota; Metazoa; Rotifera; Eurotatoria; Philodinida; Philodinidae
Source: the annotation of a GenBank genome assembly